Geosmithia morbida is the source of this 414-nucleotide messenger RNA. Its product is annotated as Survival motor neuron protein (SMN). Bases 1 to 414 code for a protein of 137 amino acids. NCBI's taxonomy places the organism in Eukaryota, Fungi, Ascomycota, Sordariomycetes, Hypocreales, Bionectriaceae. The transcript has 4 exons. The record is from RefSeq and is a predicted model, not a curated record.
AUGAGUGGUGAAGAGGCUCUCAGUCACGAGGAAGUGUGGGACGACUCAGCACUCAUCGAUUCGUGGAACCAAGCUCUGGACGAAUACACGAAAUAUCAUAGCAUUAUCGCCAAGGGAGGCAGCAUCAAGGAUCUCGAAGAUGCCGUUCUCUCAAGUUCAACGGCCGCCACCAACAAGGUUAACGGGUCGACGAAGACGGCAGACCGUGAGGCUGUCGAGGUAACGGAUGAACCCACGGAAGAGGCAGAACCGACAGAGGGUCUCCCCUCGGCUCCACCUGGACCGCCUCCGCAAGUCCUUCUAGGUACAGUUCAAGAUGAGGGCCUCAAGAAGCUGCUCAUGGCAUGGUACUAUGCCGGAUACUACACUGGUCUGUUUGAGGGACAGCAGAAGAAGACGGAGGAGAAACGAUAA